UCCCUCUCAUCUUCUCCCUGCCUCCCUCGUCCCCGCCGCUCCCUUAACUUGCCCCGCCUGGCCUGGACGAGGGACUGGCUGGCUUGGCUUCCCCGGUGCAGUGCCCCCCAUUCCCCGGUGCAAGCCCCCCGAGCCCAGCACAGACCCACUGGCAGAGCCCCCCGGUGCCCACAAGCAGGGCAGCCCCGGGCUGGGCAGAGGCAGGUCCUCCUCGUGGGCACUGGGCCCCCCCCCCCCGACUGAGCCGCUUUGGGGGAGCCGCCGUCCAGCCCCCAGGCCUUGGCCGGGUCAUGGGGGCCCCCCACACCGGGCCGGGGGGCGUGCAAGUCGGGGCCCUUCUGCUGCUGCUGCUCCUGGGGGGCCUGGGGCUGGCAUCGGGGCUCAGCCUGGAGCCCGUGUACUGGAACUCAGCGAACAAGAGGUUCCAGGCGGAGGGUGGUUAUGUGCUCUACCCUCAGAUCGGGGACCGACUUGACCUGCUCUGCCCCCGGGCCCGACCUCCAGGCCCUCACUCCUCUCCCAAUUAUGAGUUCUACAAGCUGUACCUGGUAGGGGGUGCUCAGGGCCGGCGCUGUGAAGCACCCCCGGCCCCGAAUCUCCUCCUCACUUGCGACCGGCCAGAACUGGAUCUGCGCUUCACCAUCAAGUUCCAGGAGUACAGCCCCAACCUCUGGGGCCAUGAGUUCCGCUCACACCAUGAUUACUACAUCAUUGCCACCUCUGAUGGGACCAGGGAAGGCCUGGAGAGCCUGCAGGGAGGUGUGUGUCUGACCCGAGGCAUGAAGGUGCUUCUCCGUGUGGGACAGAAUCCCCGAGGAGGGGCUGCCCCCCGAAAGCCCGUGUCGGAAAUGCCCUUGGAGAGAGACCGAGGAGCCGCCCGCCUGGAGCCCGGGAAGGAGACCCUGCCAGGUGACCCCACCAGCAAUGCAACCUCCCGGGGUGCUGAAGGCCCCCUGCCUCCUCCCAGCAUGCCCGCAGUGGCCGGGGCAGCGGGGGGGCUGGCGCUGCUCUUGCUGGGCGUGGCCGGGGCUGGGGGUGCCAUGUGUUGGCGGAGACGGCGGGCCAAGCCUUCGGAGAGUCGGCACCCUGGUCCUAGCUCCUUCGGGAGGGGCGGGUCUCUGGGCCUGGGGGGCGGAGGGGGACUGGGACCCCGCGAGGCUGAGACGGGGGAGCUAGGGAUAGCCCUGCGGGGCGGUGGGGCUGCAGACCCCCCCUUCUGUCCCCAUUAUGAGAAGGUGAGUGGAGACUAUGGGCAUCCUGUGUACAUUGUCCAGGAUGGGCCUCCCCAGAGCCCCCCAAACAUCUAUUACAAGGUAUGAGGCCUUCCCUACCUGGCUCUCCUGGGUCCGGCCCUUCUUGGAGUGCUCCAGUCGAAAUCGUGGCUUGAGGGACGCCUUCAGUAUCUCGUGGUCCCCUGCCCCGUCAGCUUCUGUGCCCCUCCUGGCUGGUGCCCUCCUCCACUUGAAGGAAUCCUUAAGACUUCCUUCGACCAAGCCACCUCCUGCCCUGGGGGACCCCUUACGCCCUUUACUAUCUCUGUGUUCCUGGGUCCUGAGGAAGGGGGCAGAGAUAACCUCCUCCUCCGACCCUGCCCCAAGGAUCCUUGUCCCCCUCACUGAGUGAGAGCCAGGGGAUGGGGACAGUCUUGGGGUCGGUACCUCUUCUUUUUGCCUCUCACUGUUUUUCUCUUCUCUUCUCUCUCAUUCUUUCUCUCUUCUGUCUCUAGGUCUGUUCCUCUUCCCUAGCCUUCUCCCUACAUCUCCUUUUACCCUCUUGGCUUCUUCUUCUGUGCCUCCUCUGUACCCCAGACUGGGGUCCUCCAAGCCUGUUUCCCCUCAGCUCUGCCCUCUCUUUUGACCUCUCUUACCAA
Molecule: messenger RNA, 1870 nt
Organism: Suncus etruscus (white-toothed pygmy shrew)
Lineage: Eukaryota; Metazoa; Chordata; Mammalia; Eulipotyphla; Soricidae
Gene: EFNB3
Product: ephrin B3
Exons: 5
Coding region: 291-1319 (342 amino acids)
Biological process (GO): ephrin receptor signaling pathway; axon guidance
Cellular component (GO): plasma membrane
Molecular function (GO): ephrin receptor binding
Source: RefSeq, a predicted model, not a curated record